Anopheles stephensi (Asian malaria mosquito) is the source of this 741-nucleotide messenger RNA. RefSeq lists its product as uncharacterized. The coding region runs from base 1 to 741 and encodes 246 amino acids. The transcript is spliced from 2 exons. The record is from RefSeq and is a predicted model, not a curated record. NCBI's taxonomy places the organism in Eukaryota, Metazoa, Arthropoda, Insecta, Diptera, Culicidae.
AUGGUCGUGGUGGCGAGCGUGCUCGGUGCAACGCAAGCAGCUAUUGCAGGCAAUGGUGGUGGUUCAGUGUUUUCCUCGUCUAAGAAAAUGUGUGACCAGCGGUACAGCGUAAACUGUUUGAAGUUGGAGCUAGUGUCGUUCCUGGAGCGCGUUACCAACCAAAAGGAGUACAAUCUGAUGGCAGGCGUUAGUGUGGUUCGCGACCCGGGUGCAAACAUUACCCGCACGGCUGAUAUCAUUGCCGAGGUGACGCGCAUCUUCCCGACGAAUCCGGAACGACGAUUGGACGAGUUCUUGCUGACCAAGCUGAACGAUUACCUGCAGACGCACUCUCUGCGGCUGAAGUUCGUCGAUGGUGAUGCGUUCGAAAAGGCACGGGAGGUGUUUGCUGGACGCAAGGGAAAGCUGGGCAAAAAGGGAGGACUCGAGACUCUGAUCGCCGGUGCCAUGAUGAUGAAGGGAACGCUGGCAGCUGUUGGACUGGGAGCGUUGGCAUUGAUCGCAGGCAAAGCUCUGAUGACGGGUCUGCUGGCUCUGAUGUUGGCCGCUAUUGUUGGCCUGAAGUCGCUGGCUAGCGGAGGCGGUGGUGGUCAUAAGUCGACGACGUACGAGAUCGUAGCCAAACCGAUGUACUCUCACUCGCACUCCGAGCACGACGAGGUAGGACACGGUCACACAGGAUACGGCGGAUAUGGACGAUCGUACGAUCUUGCCUACGGUGGACAAAAGCCUAAGAACUAA